UCUCAGUCUCUCUAAAAAAACCCUAAAAUUUGAGUCUUGGAUUAAGCUUUUUUGCAACAUUGUUUACAAGUGGAACUGUUUUUGUGAUAUACUCUGUUUUGUUUGAUGCAGAGCAGAUGGAUCCCUUAAGCAAUCUACCAGAUGAGGUUCUUUGUCAUACUUUGUCUUUCCUUACCACAAAGGAAGCUGCUUUGACAUCAGUUCUCUCCAAGAGGUGGCGCAAUUUGAUUGCUUUUGUCCCUAAUCUUGACAUUGAUGACUCUGUCUUUCUCCACCCCGAAGAGGGUAAGCAAGAGAGGUACGAGAUUCUUCAGAGCUUUAUGGAUUUUGUUGAUAGAGUAUUGGCAUUGCAGGGUAAUUCUCCAACUAAGAAAGUAUCCCUCAAGUGUGUAAGUAUGCAUGAUUCAAACCGUGUUGAUGAUUGGAUAAGUAAUGUGUUAAGGCGCGGUGUUUCGGAACUUGAUCUGUCAAUCUAUGUGACUAUGGAUGAAUAUGUUUUGCUGUCCACAAAAUGUUUCGAGUGCAGGAAUCUAGUUAAGCUGAGAUUAGAAAGUCUUUGUAUUGGUUAUCAGCCGGAUAGGAUCUGUUCAGACCCUGUUGGUUGGUUGGCUGGAGGAGUAUUCUUACCUAUGCUUAAAACUCUUGUGAUGAAGGCAGUUGGGUUUUAUGUUGAUGAGUUUUUUCUUAAAGCUUUGCCUGCGCUCGAGGAGUUAGUUAUGGUUGAUGUAUUCUGGUUCUGGAACGAUACGGAUGUGACUGUCUCAAAUGCAAACCUCAAGACCUUAACAAUGAGUUCAAACCAUUACUCAGGGACUUUUUCAUUUGAUACACCUAGUCUUGUUUACUUCUGUUACUCUGAUUAUGUUGCUAAAGACUAUCCUGUAGUUAACAUGGAUAACUUAGUUGAGGCUAGGAUUAGUCUUUUGGUAACUGAAGAUCAAAUCGAGCGAGCAAGAACGCCAGAGAAUUAUUUGUUAGAUGAGGGUGGGGACAAUGUUGUUCUCAGAUUUGAAAAUGUUGGGAAGCUUAUGAAUGGUAUACGAAAUGUUCAGUAUCUGGAAUUGUCUCCUCUUACUCUUGAGGUGCUUUCCAUCUGCUGUGAUUCAAUGCCAGUGUUCAACAACCUCAAAUCGUUAACUAUUAAGAGUGACAAAGAUCAUACAUGGCAAGCAAUGCCAGUUCUUAUAAGGAACUGUCCACAUUUAGAAACUCUAGUCCUUGAGGGUCUCUUGCACCAUGUCGGAGAUAAAUGUGGGGAUGUUUGUAACUGCGUUUUUCACUUGGGAAAAAGUCGUUCACUCACAUCUUGUCCAGUAAAAGUGUUGGAGAUCCAAGAGUUUCAAGGAACCAUGAAAGAGAUUGACAUGGUAAAGCAUUUCUUGGAGUAUUUUAUGUGUUUGAUGGAGAUCAAGAUCUAUAUGAAUGUUGUUAAUACAAAGCUCAAAAAGCUAAGAGUUAUCGCUAAGAGGAUGAAACUCGACAACAAGAAUUGCAAUGUGCAGCUCCUUGUAAAUGGGGAACUGUAUAAGGAGUGGAGCGCACAAUUAAGUCUUUGAAGAACAAAAGUUGCUCAUAGUUUUGCCAAAAGGAAUUGACUUUUGUUUGAUUUUUCUGUUAAUUGGUUUGAAUACAUUUUCAAAACCAGUUGUUGUCUUCUUCCUCUGUUUCGAAUGUUCUGAGCCAUUCACUAUUUUGAGGCUUGUCUUAUUCGUUAGCAAUUUGCUCUAGCUCUUUCUUGGCAUAUUUCCUAGAAGUUGCAAAUGGAAAUCAAACUCUUUACUA
Messenger RNA from Capsella rubella, 1782 nucleotides. RefSeq names its product F-box/LRR-repeat protein At5g38396. The record is from RefSeq and is a predicted model, not a curated record. Bases 117 to 1556 code for a protein of 479 amino acids. Lineage: Eukaryota; Viridiplantae; Streptophyta; Magnoliopsida; Brassicales; Brassicaceae. Gene Ontology annotation, molecular function: protein binding. The transcript has 4 exons.